Messenger RNA from Tachysurus vachellii, 2899 nucleotides. RefSeq names its product histone-lysine N-methyltransferase PRDM9-like. The record is from RefSeq and is a predicted model, not a curated record. The transcript has 8 exons. The coding region runs from base 162 to 1721 and encodes 519 amino acids. Lineage: Eukaryota; Metazoa; Chordata; Actinopteri; Siluriformes; Bagridae. Gene Ontology annotation, molecular function: protein binding; histone methyltransferase activity. Gene Ontology annotation, cellular component: nucleus.
UGGUCAGAUGAGCGAGAUUAACCAUCUCUAUCAGAUUAUUUAUGACAGGGUUUUAUAGCAACAGUUCGUGCUGAUGAGUAUUGAUGAGUAUACUGAAUAUUUUGUGUAUUUAGUAGGAGAACUGUUCUGCUUUAAAGCCCUAGCUCUGUAGAGGUUUUGUCAUGGAGGUUGGCCUGUGCUCUGUGAGAGAAACUCCACACACUCCUGCUGCCCAACACUUAGAGCUGUCUGAAGAUGUACAAACUGAUGCUUUUAGCACAUCUAGUGAAGGAAGAGCCAUCAUCACUGUGGACCAUCAGGAUGGAGAUUUCCUGAUAAAUCCUCUAAAACAGGAAGAGUCUGAAGAUGAAGGCUUUCUACAUGAAGGCACAUCAAACUCUCUGAGCCGUGUUACUCCUAGUGAUCAGUUGGAUGAAGGAUUCCACAUGCAGCAGCUUAAAAAAGAGCAACCAGAAAAUGACAGAUAUCUCUACUGUGAGGAUUGCAGAUUGUUCUACAUCAACAAAUGUGAGGUUCAUGGUCCAGCUCUCUUCGUCCCUGAUAACGUCGUUCCCCUGGGAGUCCCUGACCGAGCCAAGCAAACAAUUCCACCUGGUCUGGUGGUUCAGGAGUCCAGUAUUCCUGAUGCAGGCCUGGGAGUGUUUAAUAUGGGAAAGACUGUUCCAGUUGGUGUGCACUUUGGGCCUUAUCAGGGAGACUUGGUAGACUGUGAGGAAGCUAUGAACAGUGGCUACUCCUGGGUGAUCUACAGGGCUGAGCAGUGUGAACAGUACAUUGAUGGCAGGAAGGAGAUUCAUGCUAACUGGAUGAGGUUUGUAAAUUGUUCGUGUGAUAACGAGGAGAAGAACCUUGUGGCGUUUCAGUACCAGGGUGGAAUUUUCUACCGUUGCUGUCGACCCAUUAGACCAGGACAGGAGCUCUUGGUGUGGUACACAAAGGAGUACGCCAAAAAUCUCAGCAUUGCAUUUGGCUAUAUCUGGAAGAAAAAGUGCUCUGCAAAUGAAAUAGACAUUGAAUCAAGCCAGUGGAUUUACACACAAGAUAAACCACAUCAGUGCUUACAGUGUGGUAAGAGAUUUACUGAGAGAGGUACUCUGGACAAACACUAUCGUAUCCACACUGGUGAGAAGCCAUAUCACUGCUCAGAAUGUGGAAGGAGUUUUACACAGCAGAGCACUCUUCAGCGACAUCAGCGCAUCCACACUGGAGAGAAACCGUAUCUAUGCUCACACUGUGGAGACAAGUUUUCAAACCAGAGUAAUCUCCAGAGGCACCAGCGUGUCCACACUGGAGAAAAACCGUAUCAUUGCUCACUGUGUGGAAAGAAUUUUACACAACGGAGUACGCUCCAACGACACCAGCGCAUUCACACUGGAGAGAAACCGUAUCAGUGUCGUCACUGCGGAGAGAGGUUUACUCACCAGAGUCUUCUCCAGUCACACCAACGCCUACACACUGGAGAAAAGCCAUAUCACUGUCCAUUGUGUGGGAAGAGUUUUACUGAGAGAGGUGCUCUUAAGAAACACCAGCGCAUUCACACAGGAGAAAAGCCAUAUCAUUGUUCAGACUGUGGGAAGAAUUUUACUGAGAAAAGUGCUCUUAAGAAACACCAGCGCCUUCAUACAGGAGAGAAACCAUAUUACUGUUCGCAGUGUGGACGGAGCUUCACUUUCUCAAGUUCUUUUAGUACACACAAGUGCACAAACACUUGCAAAGUGUAGUUUAUUAAUUUUUUUUCAAAUGAAGAAAAUUCUAUAUUUUUUUCUUAAGCAGAUUUUUUCAAUUUUGCUGUUUCCCACUCAUUCUCCACACUACCCUUGUUGUCCUUUUUCCCUGUGAUGUAAUGCACUAUUAUGGGCAAGGUACAUUGUGGUCCCACUAAAAGAUCUUUUUUUUUCUGAAAUGAGUUAGAGCAGGGGUGGCCAACCCUCUUUGCCCGGUUUCAGUGGCUCUUACGUUCAUAUCGAAGUUUGUAUUUAUGUCUUUUUAAUAUGCGUGUUUGCAUCGCUUGAGUUUAAUAUGAGUGUUUGCAGCAUGUGAGUGGGAUGAAAAUACCUCAAAGUUUCCCAGUAGUAGCAAGAUCAUUUGAGUAAACAAUUUGUGUCAAGUUCGCUCUCAAAAUGGCAGGGAAAAAAAGGUGAUGUUCAUGUGUGCCCAUGUGUGUGUUGUGGCUCCUUGCGGUAACACAGUAAAAAAUGUGGCGCUUGGUCUCUGACUGGUUGGACACCCCUGAGUUAGAGCAAGCUACUCAACAUCCAGUGUCUAAUGCCCUUUACACGUUUCUCAGUUAUUAAGCUGAUGUUUGACAUCUUGCUAUGCUGAAAGAUAUAGCUGUGUGUUAAGCUAAAACAUAAGAUAAAACUGUUUACUAAUACCCAAUGUUACCAUAUACAAAUAGAUAGAAGAUAAAACAGUGGCCCUUCUUUUCACCACAAGUACUCUACCAAUCUGUCUAGAAGAAUAGUGAGGUUGAUCGUAUUAAAAGCUUUACUAAGCAACACUAUCAAUAACCCUUAUCAGUGGACAACAACUUUAACCAGUGCUGUCUCAGUUCUGUGAUCAAACUUAAAGCCUGACUGAAAGAGGCCACUGUUAAAGGUGAACUUGAAUGUGUGAAGCUCCAACAGACAGAACUCUGACGUUCAUAGCUUUCCCACUGGCUUUUUUUAACCUGAAUCAAGUGGUGUUAAUACCAGCUACAAGUGUAAGCAUGUAAAUUAUGGAUAUUUGUUAUAAAAGAUGUUUUGUGUAUUUUAUUUUUUGUAAGUUUUUGUGUGCAUGUCCUUUUGAUUUGACCGUUAUUGUAAACUGCCAUGUACUUAUAUGUACUUUAAUUCCAAUGUAUAUGGAACAUUCCUGCAUGGACUGAGUAAAUGAGAUGUAUUUUAACUCUGGGUCU